Messenger RNA from Archocentrus centrarchus (flier cichlid), 7160 nucleotides. RefSeq names its product phospholipid-transporting ATPase ID-like. The record is from RefSeq and is a predicted model, not a curated record. Gene Ontology annotation, biological process: Golgi organization; phospholipid translocation. Lineage: Eukaryota; Metazoa; Chordata; Actinopteri; Cichliformes; Cichlidae. Gene Ontology annotation, cellular component: plasma membrane; trans-Golgi network. Gene Ontology annotation, molecular function: ATP hydrolysis activity; magnesium ion binding; ATPase-coupled intramembrane lipid carrier activity. The transcript has 28 exons. Bases 222 to 3836 code for a protein of 1204 amino acids.
AAAUAGAGGAGGGGAGAGCGAGAGAGGAGGGGAAUGAGGCAGCUGGUGGACAGGAGGAAAACAUUAGCCCUGGUUCCUUCACGUAGUUCGGAUACUUUUCGUUUUCACUGCCAAAGGCGCAAAAACCCACAGCUCAGACUGCACCACCGCCGAGCCAGGACGCACGAUCGGCAUGAUGGGCAGAUAGCAGCAGCAGCAGCAGGAGUUCGAGGAAAAGGAAGAUGUCGUUCUUCGGCCUGGACUGUCUCAGGAAGAAAGAGAGAGAGUUGGAGAGGAAGCUCAGAGCAAAUGACCGCGAGUACAACCUCUCCUUCAAAUAUGCAACAAACGCCAUCAAGACCUCCAAGUACAACCUCUUCACUUUCCUACCUCUCAACCUGUUUGAGCAGUUCCAGCGGAUUGCUAACGCCUACUUCCUGUUCCUGCUGGUGCUCCAGGUGAUCCCUCAGAUUUCCUCUCUGUCCUGGUUCACCACAGUCGUUCCUCUGAUCCUCGUGCUGACGGUCACCGCUGCCAAGGAUGCGACUGACGAUAUUAAUCGCCACAGGAGCGACAAUCGAGUCAACAACCGAAAGGUUCAAGUCCUUAUUGAUAGAAAGCUGCGGAGUGAGAAAUGGAUGAAUGUCCAGGUAGGAGACAUCAUCAAGCUGGAGAACAAUCAGUUUGUCACAGCAGACCUCAUGUUGCUCUCCAGCAGUGAGCCACUCAACCUGGUGUACAUUGAGACAGCAGAACUCGAUGGAGAGACGAACCUGAAGGUGAGGCAGGCGCUCCCAGUCACAGGAGACCUCGGGGAUGAUAUUGAAAAACUGGCAGACUUUAAUGGCGAGGUCCGCUGUGAACCCCCCAACAACCGCCUCGACCGCUUCAAGGGCGUGCUGACCUUCGCCGGUCAGAAAUAUUCACUGGACAACGAGAAAAUCCUGCUGCGGGGCUGCACCCUGAGGAACACCGAGUGGUGCUUCGGACUGGUGCUGUUUGGAGGUCCAGAAACAAAGCUGAUGCAAAACUGUGGGAAGAGCACGUUCAAGAGGACCAGCAUAGACCGUUUAAUGAACAUCUUGGUCAUCUUUAUCUUUGGGUUCCUGGCCUUCAUGUGCUCUGUCCUGGCAAUAGGAAAUUACAUGUGGGAAAAAAACGAGGGCUCCCAGUUUACGGUCUUCCUGCCGAGGCUGCAGGACAAUCCCGCUUUCUCUUCCUUUCUCACAUUCUGGUCCUACGUUAUCAUCCUCAACACAGUGGUGCCCAUCUCGCUCUAUGUGAGCGUGGAGAUCAUUCGUCUGGGGAACAGCUUCUACAUCGACUGGGACAGGAAAAUGUACUUCGCUCGCAGCGACACCCCCGCUGAAGCUCGCACCACCACCCUGAAUGAGGAGCUCGGCCAAAUCAAAUAUGUGUUCAGUGACAAAACAGGAACUCUCACCCAGAAUAUCAUGAUCUUCAAUAAGUGCACUAUCAACGGCAAAUGCUACGGAGAUGUGUAUGACUACACCGGCCAAAGACUGGAGAUUAAUGAGCGCACAGACACAGUGGACUUCUCCUUCAACCCGCUCGCUGACACUCGCUUCGUCUUCCACGACCACGCCCUGGUGGAGGCGGUGAAGCUGGAGAACCCAGAGGUCCACACCUUCUUCAGACUGCUGGCCCUCUGCCACACCGUCAUGGCCGAGGAGAAGAAAGAGGGAGAGCUUUUCUACCAGGCCCAGUCUCCAGAUGAGGGCGCACUGGUGACAGCAGCCAGAAACUUUGGAUUUGUCUUCCGCUCACGAACGCCUGACAGCAUUUCCAUCGUGGAAAUGGGAAAGCAGCACAGCUACGAGCUCCUGGCCAUCCUGGAUUUCAACAAUGUCCGCAAGAGGAUGUCAGUCAUUGUGAGGAGUCCAGAGGGGAAACUGUCUCUCUACUGCAAAGGUGCCGACACGAUCAUCUACGAAAGGCUGCACCAGUCCUGCAGCAAGCUGAUGGAUGUCACCACGGAGCACCUCAAUGAAUUUGCAGGGGAUGGGCUGCGAACUCUGGCUCUCGCCUAUAAGGAUCUGGAUGAAGAGUACUUUAACCAGUGGAUACAGCGCCACCAUGAGGCCAACACUGCACUGGAGGAUAGAGAGGGCAAACUGGACGAGCUGUAUGAGGAGAUAGAGAAAGAUCUGCUGCUUCUCGGAGCAACAGCCAUAGAGGACAAGUUACAAGAUGGAGUUCCUCAGACUAUUGAGCAGCUGUCUAAAGCUGAUAUCAAGAUCUGGGUUUUGACCGGUGACAAGCAAGAAACAGCAGAAAACAUCGGUUACUCGUGCAACCUGCUGCGGGAAGAGAUGAAUGAUGUCUUCAUCAUCUCGGGAAACUCACUUGAGGAUGUUCGACAGGAACUGAGAAAUGCCCGGACCUCCAUGAAACCCGACGCAGCUGAGAAUUCAGUGUUUUUGCCUGAAAUGGAUAAAGUGGUCACGGACGAGGUGGUGAGCGGGGAAUACGGCCUCGUCAUCAAUGGACACAGUUUGGCGUACGCCUUAGAGCACAGCCUGGAGCUGGAGUUCCUGAGGACGGCGUGCAUGUGUAAAGCAGUGAUCUGCUGCAGGGUAACUCCUCUGCAGAAGGCUCAGGUGGUCGAGCUGGUCAAGAAGUACAAGAAGGCGGUCACACUGGCGAUUGGUGAUGGAGCCAAUGAUGUGAGCAUGAUCAAAGCGGCUCAUAUAGGCGUGGGCAUCUCAGGGCAGGAGGGCAUGCAGGCUGUGCUGUCCAGCGAUUACUCGUUUGCCCAGUUCCGCUUUCUGCAGCGCCUCCUGCUGGUGCACGGCCGCUGGUCCUACCUGCGCAUGUGCAAGUUCCUGCGCUACUUCUUCUACAAAAACUUCACCUUCACCUUUGUCCACUUCUGGUUCGCCUUCUUCUGCGGCUUCUCUGCACAGACGGUGUAUGAUGAGUGGUUUAUAACGCUCUACAACCUGAUGUACACAGCACUGCCUGUGCUGGGCAUGAGUCUGUUUGAUCAGGACGUGAAUGAUGUUUGGAGUUUCCAGCAUCCUCAGCUUUAUGUCCCAGGUCAACUCAACCUGUACUUCAGCAAGAAGUCCUUCUUCAAGUGUGCACUCCACAGCUGCUACAGCUCCUUGGUGCUCUUCUUUAUCCCCUACGCCGCCAUGUAUGACACAGUGAGGGAUGAUGGGAAGGACAUCGCAGACUACCAGUCCUUCGCCCUCCUCACUCAGACAUGUCUGCUGUUUGCCGUCAGCAUCCAGCUGGGAUUUGAGAUGUCCUACUGGACGGCAGUGACCAUAUUCUUUGUGUUGGGCAGCCUGGCCAUGUACUUCGCUGUCACGUUCACCAUGUACAGUAACGGCAUGUUCACCAUAUUACCAUCAGCCUUCCCUUUCAUAGGAACAGCCAGAAACACUCUGAGCCAGCCCAACGUUUGGCUGACGAUCUUCCUCACCUCCAUCCUGUGUGUCCUUCCUGUGGUCACCUGUCGCUUCCUGAUGAUGCAGCUCUGCCCCACCAUCAAUGACAAGGUCAUGUUCAGAGUGAGGCAGGCUAAAGCAACACCUGCUCCACCAACUCGCCGCAUCCGCAUGCGCCGCACCAGCUCCCGCCGUUCAGGCUACGCCUUCUCACACGCGCAGGGCUACGGCGACCUGGUGACGUCGGGUCGGUUCCUGCGACGUCCUGCUGUGACACGAUCUUCCGGUUUCACCCACAUCGGCCGCACCACCACAGGCUUCAGUCCGAUGGGACGAUCGGCUGGUUACAGCCCAACAGGACGCCCUCAGAAUACCAAGGCCCCGGACAUUGAGGGGACUUCACUGCAGAUGUACAGGACAAUCGUAGAUCCUGCUCCCUGACAGACUGUUUGGAGUAAAGUGGGAGCAAAUACUGAACUGCUGAUUGGAGACCUGCAGGAUGUUUGCAGCCAGAAGUCUUCAGAGUUCAUUUGUACAUUUGUUACGAUGAAGAGCUUGCUUGGGCUUUCCAGAGAACUUCAUCUCAAAGAUUUUUCAGACCUGAAGAUGAGGUUUGAUGUGUACAUGACUUAAGCUCCUCACAGCUCUCUCUGAAAUGCUUUCAUCAAAGGGAACUACAGUAACAUAUGUAGCCACUUCUGAUGAUGGGUAUAUGAUGCCAGCAGAUAAGAGGCGGACUGAUGAAACCUUUCUGUCAGUAUCAGUAACAACAGGGUGCUUUUCUCCAAAGGACAGGAACCACAACGUGUUUACAGACGACCUGGUCUAUCUGGGAGUCCCAGCAGCAUCAGCAGAGGGAAUAACAGCAAAGCCGAAAUAUUUAUUUCAUCUUUUUAAAGCAUUUUAUUUUCCUAACAGCUGUACAAGGAGUCAGCACAGUGUCAGUGUGGAACAAGCUUAAACUGCUUCUAUUAAUAUAACAAAAUAUUAAGAGCCAGGGUGGGGUGGGGGGUACUGAGAGCAAAUAACCUCAUUAAUUUAGGAAAAACCUCAGAAAACAUCGCUUAGCUUCAAGGUUUGGUGAAAACCAACAGGCAGAAAAACUACACUACAAGAAGUUAUUGAACACGUUUCCAUCCAUCCAUCCAUCCAUCCAUCCAUCCAUCCAUCCAUCCAUCCAUCCAUCCAGCGUAUCCGGGGGAACACUGAGGCGUUCCCGGGUUGAAAGGUGUAAUCUUUCUUUAGAUGUUUCCCAAAAUUUAAAAAGAAAAAGAGUCAAAAUUUAUUCUGAAAACUAAAUUUUGAUGCAUGAGAGUGAAGUUAAAGUUCAGUUCAGUCCCAGUGAGCCCCGUGAUCCCAGGGGCUGUGCUCUCUGGGGGCUUAUCCCCCUGGUAGGUUCUCCCAUGGGUGUGGGGCCAGACAAGGAGCAAUUCCAACAACCCCUCUGGAAGAGCCACCAAGGGAACAGCUUACCUUGCUGGGGGUUGGGUUACUGGGGCUCCACCCUGGAGCCAGUCCUCAGGAGGGAGCGUAGCCCAAAGAGGAGACGUGGCUCCCCUUCCUGUAGGUCCACCACCCACAGGAGACAUCAUCGGGGUCAGGUGCAAUGUGUAUCAGGCGGCUGGCCAAGGACAGAGGUCCUGGUUAAUGAGACAUGGAACGUUGCCUCUGUGGUGAGGAAGGAGCCUGAGCUACUGCAUGAAGGUGAGAGAUACCGGCUAGAUAUAGUCUCCUGGGGAGGGGCUGGGCUCCUCUGCUUAGGCUGCUGCCCCUGGAACCCGGCCCCCUGAUAAUCGGAAGAAGAUGGAUGGAUGGAAUGAUGGAUGUUAUUAAUCCAAAUCCUAGGAGGACUUGGUUUGAUGAAAGAGGUGUUGUUGUGACUUUAUGACUUACUGAUGUUGGUAGUUUAGAAAUGGGAGAUUUUUGCUUUACAUUUGUGAGGUUCCUGACACCUUCAGUGGCUUCAAUACCCCAUUGUACCAAAACAAAUAAUAAUAAUGAUGAUAAUAAUGUUUUAGCCAUAAAAUUCAACAGUCUUCCUGUUUAGCUUUUCAGCAAAGUUUUGACUAUUAUUUAAUUUCUUCUUGUGUCCUGAAACUAUUUCAGAAAACUUUGGAAAACACAUAUUUUUGAUUGACAUUCAAAGCAAAGAAUGCAGCUGCUAAUGAGACAAACUCUUUGUUUCAAGAAAGAAUUUCUGUUUCACAGAAAACGAGUCAUUUUAAUUUUUGCCACUCUCAUCAAUAUUAAUUACACCUGUUCAAAGCUUGUUGAUCCCAGUCUGCUGCUUUUAAAGAGAAAUUGCAACAUAAAUUUGAGGAAUUCUCAAGAUGAUUAAUAAGAAAAGAAAAACAGGUGUUUGUGUAUCAGCCUCUAAAAGCAGAUGCAGCGUGUGGGAAGACUCGUCAAGGCUUUAUUAAUGGCUAAAAUUAAUGGACAGCUUGUUCAUUCAUCCUUUUUACAAAGUGGCCUUUGAUUCUCUGCAGUUUAUUUCCCUUCAGCUGGUUUAUGUUUUUGUUUGUAGCAGCUGAUGCAUCCUGAUCCUGUCCAGCUGGUUUGUAAAGACUGUUGUUGAGUACAGUGUGUCUGAAAUGCACCCUCAGUGGCAGAUUUUGCAUCCUCGCUAAGAUCAAGUGGACUGAUGGCUGUGAAUGACCUGCUCUAAGUAAGACUUGCUGUAGAAACGUAACCACAUCGAGCUGUGUGUGGGAGGUUUGUCACAGUGUGCACACACUACAAGUUCACUAAAUGUUCCUUUAACCCAUUCAGGGACGCAUUUGUCUGCACGAUCAUCUGUUUUUGUUUGUUUUUGGUGCAUUAACUCCUGCAGUGCUCAGAUCAUUCCUACGACUGUGUAAACAAUAAUAAUCAUUAAUACCUCACAUUAACAUCAGAGCUUGAGCUUGGAAAUCAUUUCAAAUCCAUGUAUUUGCUUUAAGCCUCAGUGCUUCUGUCUCAAAGAAAACACAUAUGCUGUCUUAAUACUAAAAGAAUGAUUUUAUCAGAAAUUAUUUUAUAAUGUUUGAUUAGAGAUGGAGUUUGUUUUGUUGACUAAAGGAUGUUUUAAGUUAAGAAAGGAAAGAAUUAUUUUUUUACACUUAAACGUUGUCGUUCACUGAAAAACUAAAGAACUGAUCAAAAAUAACUGGUUUCAUAUUUGUAAGUUACAAAUAUUUCAUGUGUGAUAUCUGCUGGACUUUAACCCUGAACCAAAGAUUCUUUAUGAUGCUUUGAAUAUUCAAGUUUUCUCAAAACAGAGUUUAAUGCUGGUAAAACCAGUUUAUACCACAGUUAUUAUUUACAGUGAGGCGUUCCUUAUGGAAACAUGUUGAUGUCUGUGGGACAAACAUUUAUGGAUCCUUUGGAAAACUGAUGCUGUGAUUGACCCAAGUUUGUUUUUAAAGCUCCAAAAAUCAACAAAGUGAAAAAGUUUGGAGUCAGAUGUUCCUAAUUUUACUAACUCACCUUUAUUCUGACAGCUGAUAGAUAAAUAAAAAAGCUUCUGAGUUUGUGAGUUUGUGUGGGGGGGGGGGGGGGGGUAGGAAGAGGAAAUGAUGUCAUGUUUAAAUGAACCUACAAAAUAGAUAGCAGGCAUACAUUUACAUUUCCAUAUUUAUCAGUAUGUUAUUGCUGCGUCUGAACACAGAGUGGAACAGGAGGGAUUUUUUUCAUCGUUUCUCAGACUGAUUUCUGCUCUUUCUAUCGUUUUGUAUCAUUUUGUACUUUAAAAAGUUUUUACUGCAAUAAAAAGAUUUAAAAGAUCAA